GAAGAAGAAGAAGUCGAUGUCGAUGAAGUAACGACGCCGCAGUUCCAGCUUGACGUCAGUCAGUGCGGAGAGGCUUAGCUUUAUGUACUCCGCCAUUUACUCAUAACGACGCUGAAGUUGGCUUCCGAUUCGCAUUUAAGGGGAAAUUUAAGACGGAUGUAUAAGGCACACAAUUUAAGGUGGAACGGUCGUAGUAGGCAACGUAUUUAAGGUGGAACGGAAGUCUUGAGCAGCGUCGUCAAUUCGAGUGUGUCCUGGUGGUCUGUUUUUUGUGACACCUCUAAUGUGAAAACAUAUGGAUUUCCACAAAUAGAAUAAAGGCUUCACAGAUCACAAACUGUGUUUUUAUGAACGCCAAGGUCUGUAGAUUAAUUCAGUCCAGGUUUGGCAAGUCUGAGCCUUGUGUUUUUUAAAGUGGAUCAAGUUAAAUAUGGAGCGGGUUCUAAAUAAGCGUCUAAAUAUGUGCCAUUAUUGCAUUUUCACAAAUCAAUUAAGGGUUGCAAGAAUACAAUAGUGAGCGUCAGGUAAAGGCAAUGUCUUCUCUAAAAUGUUGUCACAUUAGAAAUGUCACAAAAAAAGACCAUCAGGACACACUCGCAUUGCGCAAUACUUCCGUUCCACCUUAAAUUUCGUGCGUACUACGACCGUUCCACCUUAAAUGUGCCUAUACGUCCGUCCACCUUAAAUUUCCCCUUAAGUACGAAUCGGAAGCAAACUUCAGUGUCAAGCAAUGGCAUUUAAUUAGCACCUGAAAACGACUGUCAGAGGACAGUAGUCAGCGAGGUUUUAGAACUCUAACACAGACUUAACCUCAGUCAGGUUGUCUCAACUUCUGAGGGAUGUGAAGAGCUGUCGUCAAGCCAGGCCACGCCUCCUCACUCUCAGUCAAUCGAGGCACAGUGUGGAGGACUGUCAUGCACCUUAAGCUCAUGCGCUCAGAGCUUCGUAUGGAGGGGGUCCAGCCGGGGGCCCCGCCAAGGACCAUUAACCAUGGCAAAGACAUAAUCUCCACCGACAUGCUGUGGUGCAGCACUGGGGUAUCGCCCAGUCCGAGAGCAUGGGCGCCAUCUCUCAAUUUGUACUCUCCACCAGCCGAGGACACUGCUGCCCUGCUGGACAUGUGGGCCGUCAUCAAGCCGGGACACGUUCGCGAGAAGAUCGCCAUCUUCGCUUUGGAGGUGGGGCAAACGACAGCUGCUGGAGAAAGGAACCACACCUCCUCUUUGGGGAUAACACGGGCUGGGAAGGUGAAAGGUAGCUGGGAGGAAAAUGGCAAUGCCAAGCGACAGAGGAGAUCUGCAAGCAACCAGAACCUCCAGCAGAACCAGGGGAGCUGGUCUGUCAGAGCACCACCCUACAGCGUUGCUCAGUGUCCAGGAAGUGGAUGUGGUGAUACGGAGGGGGAGGAGCACAAGGUGUCUGUGGGCGAGAUGGUGACGUUCCUGGAACGGAGACUGAGUGCGCACCAGGCUGACCCCAAACCUCUGCUCACUCUCCACAGGAGUUCUGCAGCCCCGCCCUCUCAGGACAAAGGGGAGGAGCCAGAGUGUGUCAAAGUGUCAGACAUGGUGGCCAAGCUGGAGUCAAAGUGUCUGCGGCGGAGGAAUGAGGGGUGUGUGUCCAGAAGCAACACCCUGAGGAGGACGGUGGGGCGUGUUCUUCUCGCUGCUGCCCACCAUUGCCCUGCCCUCUCCCCGCAUUCACAAUCAUGUUUAUCAGGGUCCUCGGUUAUGGUCACACCCCCCUCCCUCUCAUCAGGUAUGGUGGAGUCAGACGCAAGUCGGGGUCUGGAGGCCCCACCUUCGCUGCCUGAGGAGGCAGAACCACCUCCUGGGUUACUGUUUCUGUCUCCGCCUGCUGCUGCUUUCUUACCGCAGACAUGCACACAUUUAGGCUCCACCCCUUUAGUAUGCACAGAAUUGACAUUUGAUCCUAACACCAGCUCUUCCCAGCCUUGUCACAUCCAGUCAGAGAAGUCCUUCAAAGUUGUGCAAAUUGAAGAGAAGGUCGGUGCUGUGGGGUUACGUGCUUCGACGUCACAUGCCUUUUUGGAGUUGCGGCAGCGACUGCGGCAGCUUCUGGAGCCGCCGCUAAUGGGGCCACUGCUGCUGUCCGCACUGCCACAGGACGUACUGGUCAACAUCUUUGUGCUGCUGCCCACACGCACGCUGGCGGCGCUCAAGUGCACGUGUCACCAAUUCAAGUUCAUCAUCGACAACUACAGUGUGCGGCCCGCCGACUCGCUGUGGGUGUCUGACCCUCAUUAUCGUGACGACCCCUGCAAGCAGUGCAAGAGGCGCUACGUGCGAGGUGACGUGUCGCUGUGCCGGUGGCACCACAAGCCGUACUGCCAAGCAUUGCCGUAUGGCCCCGGAUAUUGGAUGUGUUGCUAUGGUGCCCACAGGGACACACCUGGGUGCAAUUUGGGUCUCCAUGACAACCGCUGGGUGCCGUCCUUCCACAGCAUCAACGCUCCCAUCUGCUGCGGGAAUGCAGGAAACUGAACUGCUUCCAAUAACUCAACUUUUUAGCUUUUUUGUUUUUAACAAGUCGGAUCACUGGCGCCUGCCAUGGCCGCUACCCCCCCGUCCUUGACCAGGCAAGCUGUCUUGUGUCCUUGGUGAUGAACCGCCAGCAUGGGAGGAGUCUUGAGCAGGACUCACCCCCAUUGGAGGCACUAAGAGCAGGAAGUCUUGUGGAACGUGAGACUGACAGGCGGGACAUCGACCAGAUGAACUUUGAUUGUGGUUACGUGUGACUUUUAUAAGUGGUUGCCUUGGAGACAAACAAAUAUUAGAUAAGGAAGAAUAAAAAAACAGUUUGUUUUAAUAAAGAGCUUUUCAUCA
This is a messenger RNA of Dunckerocampus dactyliophorus (ringed pipefish), 2846 nucleotides long. RefSeq names its product F-box protein 34 (gene fbxo34). The record is from RefSeq and is a predicted model, not a curated record. NCBI's taxonomy places the organism in Eukaryota, Metazoa, Chordata, Actinopteri, Syngnathiformes, Syngnathidae. Gene Ontology annotation, molecular function: protein binding. The coding region runs from base 915 to 2504 and encodes 529 amino acids. The transcript is spliced from 3 exons.